Porites evermanni is the source of this 8247-nucleotide messenger RNA. NCBI's taxonomy places the organism in Eukaryota, Metazoa, Cnidaria, Anthozoa, Scleractinia, Poritidae. The record is from the annotation of a GenBank genome assembly.
UGCCUGCGAGUUUUUCUCCCGGCUUUUUGCCUUUUAAUUACAUCCUCAACACAUUUCCUUGUCUUUCCGGAAAGACACGGAUUUUUGGAUAAAUUGAGGAAUAAAAUCCUUGUUAAGGGAGAAUUCGUGGAGCUUAUAAUCCCGUAUAAAGAUCGGUUACCGGCUCUGUCAGCUGUACAGGACAUGCCCUCUACCAAACAGGCAGAAAAAGAUCGCUUGAUCAACGAACUUCCGAAGGUAAGAGAGUCAUUCAAUUCCACUUGCUGCCACGCAGCAUGAUAAAGGUUUUAAGAUGCGUUUGUUAUGGUUUGAGUUAUAAAUGAAGAAAGUUGCAACAGUGGUGAAAGCAAGCUAGGCAAGGAAAUGCCCAACUAUUUUUAACUAUUUUUAAGAUCUAUAUUAUCUGUUAAAUGAUCUACAUCACAGUUUAUAUUCAAUUUGUUGCUACUCUUACCUCACAGUUAAAUAUCAGGAAUUUUGCUUCACAUUUAUGGUAAAUUCAAUUGUUUAUGGUUCUUUCAUGGGGGCCAUUUAAAAUUUACAGAUGUCCACUGAAGUUUAUUUUUCUGUAAUUAAUUUUAUAUUGAAAUAAACACCAGUCUGCAUAGCAUUUGCACUUAAGUUUUAUUUUCCUUUGGUUAAGCUUUCCUUACAACCCCAUUCAUUAAUUAUGCACGUAGCGAUUACAUACUGUUUCACACAAUUAACAGUUACACAAAUAGAGUUGAAAAAUUUAUGCAUAAUAAAUGUAUCGGGCUGUACGAAAAUCUUACCUUUUCUGUCUUUUCUCAGUUUUAACAUGCCUAUUGUGUAUGCCAAAAUUUUGCCAUUACUUGCAGCUCAAACCCUAUUAGGAUGGCACUAAACAACUAUAGUAUUUAGUGAUAUAGCAGUCUAACAACUCAGUUACACCCACUGAGCACAUGGAACAAAAAUACCUCUGCAACGAGUGCAGAUAAUUCUCUUUAAGUUCUACCGUGAAUAGAAUAUGAAGGAGGAAAACUAACACUCCAAGUCCCAAUUGUUUAAAGGUUGAAUAGGGACACCUACCCAAAACAUUACAUUUGCAUAGGGCCUGUAAGAUGUGUAUUUAAGAUCAAUGUAACAGCUCUUUGAAAAUCAAAAGUAUUCACUAAUUUUGAGGUUUGCAGGGAAAUGUGAUGUUUGGGGGUGGGGCAUGGGACCUCCUAGUAUUGUUAUACGUACUAUUUCAAUAGAAGCACUGAUUAUUGGAGUGAAGCACUGAGUGUUUUAUAGAUCUGAGCAUACCAUCCUGCAUACACAUGUAUUACAUGAAUAACUUUAUCCAAUGUCUUUAAAUGGGCAGGCUUGAAAGCAUCUGUCCUAUUUACCUGUACAAAGUACAUAUUGUACUGUAAUAUGUUUGAUCAAAUUCAAUUUUAACCUGUUGAUUAAGGGUGGCUUAUCUUUUCCUUGAUGUAGUUCUAUACAGCAGAUGCAGCACCAAGACAGGCUCUUCAUUUUCAUUCAAAAGUUAGGGAUGCAUGCUCCACAGGAAACACUGGAAAUAUAUCGUAAGUCUACCCUUAAAGAGGAACAGAAUUUUUUUUACAUGAGUUCAUAUACAAUCUUGAGGUUGUUUAAUACUGAGUCACAGAAUGGUAGUGAAAAUAUUAUUGAAAUGUUAUCUGUAAAUGAGUGGAAAUAUUAGUGUUAUUAAUAACACUAUUCAUGCAAAGAUCUUCCUUUUCCAAUUCAAUCAUCACUCUUUUUGCUUCUUUUGAUUUUCAAGUUUUCAUUGGCCAGUUAAUUCAUAAUGGUGUCUAACAAUAACUACCAUAUCAUAAGAAAGUUCUUUGAAUAGAUUGUCUACUCUGGAAAGGCUUUAUGUACUGUACUUAACUUUGUGCUAUCAUAGAGUCAGCUCUGGACAUCCCAUACACACAGUUUCUUUGAAUACCUUAUUGGCACUUUAUUCUAAGGGUCUUUAAUGUUGUGAUUGUAAAAAAAAAUUGAGAAAUUAAAGACCCGCGAAAAUAAAUCCUUGUGAAGAAGACUUGGUUUAUAUACGUUUCUGAAUGUGAGUUAUAAACUAUCCUUAGUGCCCGCUCUUGAAUUCUUUCAACCUUUCUUGUAUCCGACGCCUUACAGAAAUGCCAUGUGGGAUGACAAUAGGUGAGAUAUGGCAUGAUAGCAGUUUUAUGAAAUAAUAGUUUAGUCUCCUUAGUAAUUAAGUUUAGUCUCCAUAGUAAUUAAGUCUUAUCACUUAAAUGCAAUUUGCAGGUAAUUACAUUUAUAAUAAUUUGUGAAACUGUAUAUUACUAUUCUUAUUAUGAUUAAUCGUAAAAUGUAUUCAAAAUUUCUAUACAACUGCAGCAAAUCCACACAGCGAUGAUGGUGUUGAAGGGUUUCUUCUUUUUUGUCCUUUUUACCACUAAUAGACUGAAGGUGGCCAAAUCAAUCAUUGUUGGUGACAGUGGCGUUGGAAAAACAUGUCUAGUGAACAGGUUGGUCUAUGAAUUCAGCUGUACAUGUAUUGUAUACACUGUGAAGUGACAGUGUACUCUGGUUUUGAUUUUUUAAAACCUUGCAAACCGGUGCAUGACACUCCUUGGUGGUAUGUGGCUGAUUGUUAGAUACAGUAGAAGCACCCAGAAUACAGUCUAUAUAUACCACUGACAGUAAAAAUAUAUAUCCUUAAACCAUGCCCUCCCUAAUUUCUCUCCCUAAUUCUCUAUCUAUCUCUCCUAACUCCUUCCCCCUGCCGCACCCCCAUAAAAAAAAAAAAAAAAAAAAAUGCUUGAUCAUAGGUAAAGUUAAAUAAAUUUCUCAAGUUGACAGUGAGUGUUUGUUUGGCAGGUACUGUCGUAACUUAUUUGAGAGAGACUAAAAAGAAACAAUUGGCGUAGAUUUUUAGGUUGAACGAUUUAUGAUUUUUGAUCAAGAGUUUAACAUGCAAAUGUAAGAAGCAAAUCAAACUUCUAUGCCAAGCUCGAGCAAGAAACACAUUGAUGGUUUAUGGCAAAUAGUAAAAUACCUACGAAGCAACAAUAAUUAAGUAAAAAUAAUCCACAUAAAAUAAAAAUAUAUAUCAUUGGACCUUGCCCUCCCUUUUUACCCUCCCAAAUUCUCUAUCAAUCCCUCUUAGCUCCUUCCCCCCGCCCCACCCCCAUAAAAAAAAAAAAGAAAAAAUGCUUGAUCAUAGGUAUAGUUAAAUACAUUUCUCAAGUUGACAGUGAGUGUUUGUUUGGCAGGUACUGUCGUAACUUAUUUGACAGAGACUACAAAGCAACCAUUGGCGUAGAUUUUGAGGUUGAACGAUUCAUGAUUCUUGAUCAAGAGUUUAACAUGCAAAUGUAAGAAGCACAUCAAAAUUCCGUACCUUGUUGUUGUUGUUGUUGUUCAAGAAAAAAGCAUAUAAUUCUCUUACUUUUUUAAUGUAGCUGUCAUUAUGCAGUAAAGGAUUGUUUUGACACAUUGCUAUGAUCACUUAAUCACUAGGUUCACCAACCAAAUACCUUUUGUGGGGUUUUAUUUUAGGGAUUUCAAUAGGCAAAUAUGAAAAAGGGCUUUAAUUUUGCAGAAUAUUAAAAUUUCAAGAUUUGACAUGCAGAAUCGCAAACUUUCAAAAUCUAACAUGCAGGAUUAUUUAUAGAUUUAACAUACAGAAUAUUGAAAUUUCAAGAUUUGAUAUGCAUUGAUAUCUUGAAAUUUCACAAUUAUGCAGGACAUUGAAAUUUGAAGAUUUGUCAUGAAGAAUAAUAUUAUAUUGAAAUUUCAACAUAAUUUUUAGUAGUCGUAGCAACCAAACAAUCAUACACUAUUUAUGGAAACCAACCUUAAGUUAAACGGAAUGCACAAAUUCAAAUGCAAGCACUGUGGCUGUUUAUAUAAAAUACACUUUGAAUCAUACAGUUAGAGUUAUGUAGCAAAUCACAUAUUGUUUGGUUUUGGUGAAAUGUAAUGAUAUGAGCAUCACUGCAUGUUGCAGUUGGGAUACAGCUGGGCAAGAAAGAUUCAAGUGCAUGGCAGCAUCUUAUUACAGAGGUGCUCAUGGUAUGUUAUAUAAAUAGAAAACUGAGCAGUUCAAGAAUUCAGCUGGUCUGAACACAUUAGGGGAGCUUUAGGAAAGACGUUUUUGAGAGACACAUGUCAACCAGAAGUCACCUUCCCCCGCCUUUUAAUAUCCCUUGAGGCUACCAAUUUUUUAUUACUCGGUUUGUUUCUCCUUCAUAGAGACUAUCUGCUGGAAAAUUUAGGCAAAACCACCGCCAAAGAAUGCAAAAACUGCACUUCCAGUUGACAUGUGUCACUCACAAACGUCUUUGCUACCCUAUACUAGAGUAAACUCCCCAAAUCCCCCCUAUCCUAGAAUAGCUGUUUUCCAGAAACUACUGAGGUCACCAGCACAGUAGUCUAGCCAAAACAAAACCUUAUACCACAAUCCCGAGUCUAAAUAAGAUCUUCAACCAACAGUGAUCAGUUUCCUGAAAAAUGAUACCCUAUUCCAGACCUAAACGCUCUGAUUUAUAUACCCUAUCCCAGAGUAAACUGCUUGAAAACCAUACCCUUCACAGCGGCACAUACCAAUAUAGCCCAUAUAUGGCAGUCCCCCGCACCCCCGGGUCUUUGCUUAAGCUCUCUAUUGAUUUCAGUCUUCUAAGUCAAGACAAAGUUGUCACUGAGUAGCACCUAGAGCCAGCCUGUCCUCUAAGAGAAAUUGAAGGGAGCACAAGUGUCAUCAAAGAGCUAAUUGGCAAAAAUAAGACAUUCAAGCAAUGGUGAUGCAGUGGUAAAAGCACUCACCUUCCACUAAUGUGGCCCAGGUGCAAAUUCCAUGGUCAAUACCAUGGUUGACUUUGUUGUUGCUUCUCUCCUUUGCUCAAAGAGCUUUUUUUCUCUGGGUUCUCCGGUUUUCCCAUCUCCUCAAAAACCAACAUUUCCUCAUUCCAGCUGUUUGAUCAGGAAUCAGGUAACCAAAGAACUACUGAGAGGAUGUGCUACUUCUAAGUCAUUAUUUAUUUCAAUUAUACAUUUAUUUAUUUAUUUAUUCAUUUCUUUAAUAUUGUUUAUGUAUGUACACUUAUAGUUUUUUCAUUUUCUUGCAGUUAUUGUUUUAGUGUUUGAGCUGACAAACGUCAAGUCCCUCUACAAUACAAAGUAAAGUAAUUCUCUUUGCUCUCUGAUGUUGUUGUAAUUUUGUAAAUUAGCUUACUUUUGUUUUUUUUGUUUAUAAAAGCACGUACAUUAAAGGUCUCCCAACGUUUUCUUGUGUUAUUCAGACAAUGGCUGGAAGAGGCUUUGGAGCAAAACUCAACGACAUUUCCUGAAAUUUUCCUGGUUGGUUCAAAAAAAGAUCUGUGUGUAAGUAUCUUUCUUUCCUUUUUCUUUAAUAUGCUUAUUUAGACAUUCAUAUAAAGGAUAAAGAUGAGGAUCCAAAGCCUUCUUAAAGAUAAUGACUAGAGCCAUUUGCUUUGCUACUGACUCAGAAUCCUGGUUCUUUUUUCAACUGUAGAAAGCCAGUGAUGUUUCUCAGAUGGAGAUGAAGGCUUUAAAAGUGGCGGAAGAGUUAAAUGCUGAAUACUGGAGUGUUUCUGCUAAAUCAGGUGCUUAUAUCUGUUAUUAUUAUACCAAUAAAGCAUGCUCAUAGAGGACUGUUUAACGCAAGGGCGGAGGGUGGGAGGUUAACAUAUACUCUUCAGCAGUGGCAUCGAUAUCCUCUCGUUCCUAGUAUUAUGAAUUCGUUUAGACUUAAGGUAUGUUGAAUGUUGUUAAUAUUAGCCUCAGUUAAGAUAAGAGAAACAGAACUGACGAGGCCAUUUUCGAGUUCCAAAAACGCUCUUUUCAAAAUGAGGCUAAGUCAUGGUUUUAUUCCCCGAUAAACGUUUGAGCAUAUAUUUCAUAUAUUUUUAUACAUUUUAUGCUGCUUUUUCUUCUUUCUCUUGGACGCGAAGAUCAGUUUACUUUUCUUUCUUCUAUUUUUCUUAUUCCGAAAAUCACGAGGACAUGACCGGCGUUGUCAUGGCAAAUGAUUCCUUUUCGGAUCUUCUGUUUUUUGGUAAUGAAGCACGGUAUCAGCAGUAUCCAUAUGAUCUGAGAUCACAAAUCUCUCUUUGUAUUCUCCCCCAAAACGCACCCUAUGAUUGUCGCUAUUUUCACAUUGCAAGAUUUUCUGGCGAUAUUUACAGGACCAAGGUUGACAACACAACUGUGUCGUAUAUUUUUACGUCUGCUACUGGAGACCGGGCCGCCAUUUUACGUGAUCGUCUUAGCCAAGCGAAUUUCGAACCGUUUGCAGAGCAAAGGCAGUAUCUUCAUUCCUCAGUUAUUUUAAGACUCUGAGUAUUGGUACGAACCCGGAAGUCGAACCGUUGACCUCCCCCUCUGCAGUGAAGCGCUCUACCAACUGAGCUAAUCCUACCGCGGUAGAUGGAUGUAGACUGUUUACGUGCAAAUAUAUGUUUUAGAAAACCAGUUAAAAAGCGACGUUUCCAUACCACUAACGGAAAAUAAGAACACGACCAAAAUAAUUUUCCGAUACUUGUUUUCCUCAAGAAGUAUCCGAUUUUUUUUUCGCAAAUUCGGCUCAAGGCAUUACCUGCACCCACCCUUUGAAACCGUUAUCACGAAGCAGGAAUGCGUGAUUAAAGACGGUGACGGUAUUUACCUCUUUAAGGCCCAAUAUCCACAUGCAAAUUCUCCAGGCCGACCUCCUUACACUUCCUUAAAGAAUAAGUUGAGAGAAUUUAAUAAACGACGAAAGCAUUUUCCCUUGGGUGAUCAUUCUGUCAAUUCUGACAGCGUUUGCUCUUGAUGAUAUUUGUAUUUUUGUAUUUUAUUUUUACUCCAUCCUAUAAUACAUUAGUUGUACAAUAAUACAAUAGUUGUACAAUAUCAAUAAUACAUUAGCUGUACAAUAUAAAUUGGUACAAAGUUGCUUAAACUACGUGUACAUAAUAAUAAUAAUAAUAAUAAUAAUAAUAAUAAUAAUAAUAAUAAUAAUAAUAAUAAAAGAAGAAAAUUAGAAUGGAGAAGGGCACAUUAUAGUAAAACUAAUCAUGGCCCUUUAACAAGAUUGACUUUAUUCUUUUGUAGUUUUGUUAUUCAUGAUAUGAUGAUAUGUGGAUAUUGUAUGGAGAAAAUUGACGUUGGUCAUGGACUUAAAGGGUUGUAAUAUGCUCGUAGGUGAAAAUGUGAAGGAGUUUUUUCGUCGUGUGGCAGCAAUAACAUUUGAGCAGGCGAUUCUGCGAGAGCUUGAGUCCCAGGAUGCGAGAACAGGCAAACUGCAAAUCGGGUCAGGAGGUGUUCUAAGUAAGUAGUAUAAGUAUCUAUCUAACUGUGAGCAGUAUGGCCUUUUCAUUUACAUAUUUCUUUGCCUUGGGAGAACAGGAACAAAGUCAGUGCAGCGCAAUAUACUUGCUACACAAUUAUACAGUGGGAGGCAAGGUGGCACUAUGAUAAGUGCGCUGGUCUCGGGAUCGAGAGGUCUGGGUCGAGCUGCGCAUUACAUUAUACCCUCUAAGUGUCCGACUCCAGCCAGAUGAUGUAUGAAUGUAUAAUUGGGUGCUGGCAAAUUUGGUGCUACGAUCUGUGAGCAUCCCGUCCAGGGGGGAGUAGAACUAUUCCUAUUCCCUUAAUGCCGUGGAAAGCGGGUUAGCUUAAGUUCUGGCCGUGAUGGACUACUUGGCCUGAAACCAGACCUUUUUUACCUUACAACAAAUUAACAUUGCCUUGCUUUCGGCCUUAGAGUUCGUAAGUGAAAGCAAGCUGUGUGCAAGCAGUCUGUUUGCGAGAAUUGUUUUGUGGUUACUGUGUAAGUUACGCCUUAUGCCCUUUUAAAACCUCUCACUAUUAUAAGUGCAGCAAAUAUAUUUGACGAAGGGACGGGGCUAUUUCAUUGUAGGAGUUGAGAAGAAAAAGAAAGAAGAAGAAAAGCCGCAAAAAUCAAAAUGCUGUUCUGGGGGUCGUGGACUUUAGCCUCGAAAGGCAUGCGCAACUGAUAUCAACACAGCUGGUCUGUGAUAUUGAGGGCGCAUGCGCGUGUUAACCCAGAAGUGAUUGGUGAUCAUGAACGAUACACAAUUCUGCGAUGAAAACUAAAAACUACAAAGAAGAAAUUUACAACAGCGCUACCAGCUAUGAUCUCAGCAUCUAAUUGCUAUAAUUAUCGCUUCUACGUUCUUGCAAAUGCGCAGUGAUGUUGUAACUGCGCUCGGAAUGUGCGUAUGACAGCUCAUUUGCCACUGAUGCUUUACAAACGAAUACACAGACUCGCAAUAAAUGGAG